This is a messenger RNA of Trichoplax adhaerens, 261 nucleotides long. RefSeq lists its product as uncharacterized. Lineage: Eukaryota; Metazoa; Placozoa; Uniplacotomia; Trichoplacea; Trichoplacidae. Gene Ontology annotation, biological process: protein ubiquitination; anaphase-promoting complex-dependent catabolic process; positive regulation of mitotic metaphase/anaphase transition. Bases 1 to 261 code for a protein of 86 amino acids. Gene Ontology annotation, cellular component: anaphase-promoting complex; nucleus. Gene Ontology annotation, molecular function: cullin family protein binding; ubiquitin protein ligase activity; zinc ion binding. The record is from RefSeq and is a predicted model, not a curated record. The transcript has a single exon.
AUGAAAGUAACUAUACAGAAAUGGAUAGGUGUAGCAAGUUGGAAAUGGCAAGUGAAUGAUGACAAUUGUGGUAUCUGUAGAAUGCCCUUCGAUUCUUGCUGCCCGGAGUGUAAACUACCUGGUGAUGAUUGUACAAUAGUAUGGGGUGAAUGUUCGCAUUGUUUUCAUGUACAUUGUAUUUUGAAAUGGUUGCAAUCACAGAAUUAUCAAGAUCAGACUUGUCCAAUGUGCCGCCAGUCAUGGAAAUUUAAGACUCAUUAA